This is a messenger RNA of Mirounga angustirostris (Northern elephant seal), 6450 nucleotides long. RefSeq names its product dynein axonemal intermediate chain 2 (gene DNAI2). Gene Ontology annotation, cellular component: outer dynein arm. The record is from RefSeq and is a predicted model, not a curated record. The coding region runs from base 1477 to 3423 and encodes 648 amino acids. The transcript has 15 exons. Gene Ontology annotation, biological process: outer dynein arm assembly; cilium movement. Gene Ontology annotation, molecular function: dynein light chain binding; dynein heavy chain binding. NCBI's taxonomy places the organism in Eukaryota, Metazoa, Chordata, Mammalia, Carnivora, Phocidae.
CCAGCUGAUGGCUCCCCGAGCUUUGCACUCUGUACCUAAACUCUGUCUCCAUGGGGUGCCUCUCUGGGCAGGGGCACCUGAGAUGCUCUGCACCCUGCUGGGCAGACUCCCAACUUGGUGUCUGCAGCUUUGUGCCCUGUUAAUUCCUCCGUGCGGCAGCCUAGCCUCCCAGAAUUGACUGCAUUUCAAGGAACUUCCUGAAGGGGGCAGUUUGUGCAUCCUUUGGGAGUACUUGAGGCGUGAUACAGAGGGCUCUGUACAGUAGAACAUGCCAGACUCGGAACUGCUCAUCCCUCAAAGCUGAGCAUCAGAACUAGGGCGUUUCUGAAAUAAGAGUGGCCCCCCCACACAUCUAGCAGCACAGAUGCCUUUCUCCCUCGUCUUAGGAGACCGAGAGCAGUGGGAAAAAGGCUUGGAGCAAUGGAGAAACCAAUCUGAUUUUUCUUUAAGAUUUAUCUAUUUAUUUUAGAGGGGAGAAGGGGCAGAGGGAGAAGGAGAGAGAGAAUCUCAGGCAGACUCCCGCUGAGCACAGAGCUUGACGUGGGGCUCGAUCUCACGACUCGGAUCCAAAAUCAAUAGCCAGAUACUCAACCGACUGAGCCACCCAGGCGCCUUCCCCCCAUCCCCCCCGACCCCCGCCAAAUCUGAUUUUUUUUUAAGGUAACUGUAGUUCAGUACUCAAAUGAGAUUCACUUUGAGGGCAUUCAUCAUCUCUGGGAUCUGCCGAGAAGACCUGAGCUGCAGGUGGGCCCUGCAUGAAGUAGGAAGGAAGCCACAUGAGAGCGCCCACAGCUCAAGGGCGAUUUGGGUCCCCACGUGUGUCACCUCACGACCUGCAUUCCUGUCUUGGGUGCACCAAUCUCUCACCCAAGGAAAGGAGUGGGGUGAAUGGGCCUCUCUGCCAAGCAAGCAGUCGCCUGCCAGCCUCACCAUUUCUAAACAUCUCCGAACAGCCCCCACCCCAGACCCAGGAGCCCACUCCCAGAGGGAAAAUAAUGAACUCCAUCAGGCCCCCUCUGUAAGCAGCAGAGCCUCUGCCGGGAACACGGGCAUGUGUUUGAGGCAGUCAUUCAGGGCCACCUUAGCCACGGGGGGGCAGCGACAGAGUGGGUCCCUGCUCCAAAGCUGACUCAUCUCCUAAACUCUGCUGUUUGGUGCGUUUUCCCUCUUCCAAAGCUUCAAGGUCUCAGAUUUCAGAGCCGCGGGGGCAAUAUCGCUGCCUCUUGGCUCUAAACUGCUGAUGUAACAACACUCAGGGCGCCUUGUGUGCCCACGACAGGUAUAUCCAGAUCCGGAGCAUUUCCCUUCCUUUCUUCUCUCUUUCAAAUGUCUAUUUUCCCCCUUCCAAAGUGCACUGAUUGCUCAGCAUGGAGGCCAGCAAACUACCACCACCGGCGAGCCUCAUCUGACCUGCUGCCGUGUAUAGCUGCCUAAAAGGAUGUGGAGAAAUUGGAACCCUUUACGCUAUCGGUGGGAAUGCAAAAUGGGGCAGCUGCUGUAGAAAAAGGUCGGCUGACAUGGGCCUGCCCAGGGGUGAUGGCUGUUCUGCCAGACAACAGAGCUGCCCAAGGCCAUUGCAAGCAUGCAGGCCUUCUGAGUGCAGCUGCCGGGACCAUGGAGAUCGUGUACGUGUAUGUGAAGAAGCGAAGCGAGUUCGGGAAGCAAUGCAACUUCUCCGACCGCCAGGCGGAGCUGAACAUCGACAUCCCGCCCAACCCCGAGCUGGCCGAGCAGUUUGUGGAGCGGAACCCGGUGGACACGGGCAUCCAGUGCUCCACUAGCAUGUCAGAACACGAGGCCAACACGGAGCGGUUUGAGAUGGAGACCCGGGGGAUUAACCAUGUUGAGGGCGGCUGGCCCAAGGAUGUGAACCCCCUGGAGCUGGAGCAGACGAUCCGGUUCCGGAAGAAGGUGGAGAAGGAUGAGAACUACGUCAACGCCAUCAUGCAGCUUGGCUCGAUCAUGGAGCACUGCAUCAAGCAGAAUAAUGCCAUAGACAUCUACCAGGAGUAUUUUGAUGACGAGGAUGCGGUGGAGGUGACAGAGGAGGCCCCUUCAGCUAAAACCAUCAAUGUUUUCAGGGAUCCCCAGGAGAUCAAGCGGUCAGCCACACACCUCUCCUGGCACCCUGAUGGCAACAGAAAGUUGGCGGUGGCAUAUUCUUGCCUGAAUUUUCAACGGGCGCCUGAGGGCAUGAGCCACGAAUCGUACAUCUGGGACCUGGAAAACCCCAACAGGCCUGAAAUUGUCCUGAAGCCAUCUUCUUCUCUUGUCACCUUGGAGUACAACCCCAAAGAUUCCCACGUGCUUCUGGGAGGCUGCUACAAUGGGCAGCUUGCCUGUUGGGACACCCGCAAGGGCAGCCUGGUGGCGGAGCUGUCCACCAUUGAGUUCAGCCAUCGAGACCCUGUGUAUGGUUCCAUCUGGCUGCAAUCGAAGACGGGCACUGAGUGCUUCUCGGCAUCCACAGACGGGCAGGUCAUGUGGUGGGAUAUCCGAAAGAUGAGCGAACCCACCGAGGUGGUGAUCCUGGACAUUACCAGAAAGGAGCAGUUGGAGAGCGCCUUGGGGGCCAUCUCCCUGGAGUUCGAGUCUACUUUGCCAACCAAGUUCAUGGUGGGCACCGAGCAGGGCAUUGUCAUCUCUUGCAAUCGUAAGGCCAAGACGUCAGCUGAGAAGAUCGUGUGCACCUUCCCAGGCCACCAUGGCCCCAUCUAUGCCCUGCAGAGAAAUCCGUUCUACCCGAAGAACUUCCUGACCGUCGGUGACUGGACCACCCGCAUCUGGUCCGAGGACAGCCGGGAGUCGUCCAUCAUGUGGACCAAGUACCACAUGGCUUACCUCACCGACGGCGCCUGGAGCCCAGUGAGGCCGGCGGUUUUCUUCACCACCAAAAUGGACGGGACCCUGGACAUCUGGGACUUUGUGUUCAAGCAGUGUGACCCUGCCCUCAGCCUGAAGGUGUGUGACGAGGCCCUGUUCUGCCUCCGGGUGCAGGACAACGGGUGUUUCAUCGCCUGCGGUUCUCAGCUGGGGACCACCACGCUGCUGGAGGUCUCCAAUGGGCUGUGCACGCUCCAGAGGAACGAGAAGAACACAGCUUCUUCAAUAUUUGAGCGGGAGACCCGGCGGGAGAAGAUUCUGGAGGCCAGGCACCGGGAGAUGCGGCUGAAGGAGAAGGGCAAGGUGGAGGGCAAGGACGAUGACCAGAGGGAGGAGGAGACCACCCUCAACCUUGAGGAGCUGGUCACCAAGGCCGAGGAGGAGUUCUUCGACAUCAUCUUUGCGGAGCUGAAGAAGAAGGAGGCAGAAGCCAUGAAGAAGAAGCCAAAGCCUAAACAUCAGGAUCUGGAGACAGAUGAGGAGGUGGAAGGAGAAGACCAAGGGGAGGAAGAAGGUGACCAUGCCGAGACUCCGACCUAGAAGGGUCAGGUCGGCCUUGCCGCGGACCCACUUGCUCUGCACCUCUGUUUCCCACCUCCUGGUACGGCGCUGUCUUCGCAAGUAGGCGCUGAGCAACCCCCUUAAAGUGUCAGCAGAGGUAGGGCUGGGCAAGCAGAGGGUCCCUGACCCGACCCGAUGCCCCACAAAGGGCUGGCCUCCACUGACUCACUGAGCCCAGUCCCAACGGACCCGUUGGAGGGAGGGAAGGGGCAGGGCUCAUGCCCCAGCUGGGGACCCCUCCUCUCAGCCAGCCGAGCACACCCCGCCAUUCAGCCUGGCCCUGCAUGUUCCCUUGGGUUCAGCUUCCCCAGGGCUUUUCGGGCAAUCAUUUUCCUGCAAAGCCCGCAGAGCCUCCAACUGGACUUGCCUCAGCCUUGGCGGGGCCUCAGAAAGACCGGUGCGCGGGGAGAGGGGCUUCUCCUCCUCCCAUCCUGACCCUCCCCUCCACAUUACAACUCAGAGACACAGUCCGUCCGCUUCUAAAAUGUCUCUGGGCAAACCCCCACCCCGACCCCCAGGCACUUUUACCUCUGAGAGGAGAUGCACGAACGAGGUUGAUUAUUCUUGUACGCCUGCAAGCUUUCUGCUCUCUUAAUUCUUACAAAAUUCAAUUAAUAAUAAUGGUGCUAACACUGAGUGCUUAUUGUACAUCCUGUGCCGAGAGCUUUCCGUGUUAUCUAAUUCUUUGUGCAGAAUCUCUGGAAGGUUUGUUCUCUGAUUGUCCUUACUCUCCAGAGGAACAGUCGGAUUCCGGGAGAAAUGUGGGGACUGGCCCGGGUCACAGAGCUAGCGCAGGGCAGAGCAGGGACAGGAGUCCAGACAGCUCCGUCUCCGCCCGGCACAGCGGGCACCUGCAGGGCCCCUGGGGACACCAGGAACUGUGGUGCAGCAGAGCACUCCGCAACCAUUACCAGAGACAUCCGUAGCCAGGAGGGCACCUCAGAACCAGCUUUGCACCUGAAGUUCCCCAACCACCAUUCAUUCUGUGGGUGUCGGAUGGUGCUAACAGGGACCCAAAGUGCCCCAUAAAAAACUGCCCUUGUUAAGAAUCUUACUGGGGAGGGACGCAGGGCCAGCCACCCUUUGUGACCAAAGGAAAAACAAACAUUAAGUUGCCACUGUGGCCAGACCCUGAUAGAAUAAUCCUCGUGGGACAUAUUUAUCGAAUGCCUGAUCUUCCCAACAGCCCCAGAAGGAGCGCUGUCCCCAUCUUCAAUCCCCAAGUCACCGAGGCACCAGGUGAGGCACAGAGAGAGGGAGCAAUGCCCGAAUCCCAGGAAGAAGAGUGGGCCGGCCGAGUUUCUGCCCCCUGCCCGGCAUUGCCAUCCGAGCAGAGGGUGCCCACACACCUCGUGUCUCGCUCUGUACCAUCUCCUGUGACAGGGGCCUCACUGUGUGAGGACACGGGAAGCCUGGAGAGCAGUGGUUCCAACUGGGGGUGAUUUUGCCCCCAACAGGACAUUUGGCAAUGCCUGGGCACAUUUCGGACUGACGUAACUGGUGGAGGGGUGCACCUGGCUUCCGGUGGGUAGACAGAGGCCAGGCAUGUUUUCCAACAUCUUGCUGUGCACAGGACAGGCCUCACUGCAGAGAAUGAUCCGGCCCAAAUGUCAAUAGUGCUGAGUUUGAGAAACCCUGACUUAGAGGAAAAAAAUUUAUCCAAAUGAAAUGUCCAGGGAGAAAGUCACAACUCCCUGUCACAUCAGCCCAGGCACACUGCCAACCCCUUGAUGAGUGGCUGGGACAAGGAGCUCCAAGGGAGAACAUUCUUUUAUAUAAUAGGAUUUGGGCCUUUGGCCUGUGCUUGCAAAGGUGGACCACCUCCUGGGGCCUAAAAACACCUUAGCUGUGGGUACAGAGAGCACCCUGAGGCAGCGAUGGUAUUUGGGGAGUGGGCAUGGCCGAGGACAGGACAGCCACCAACACCACUGGGCAGAGGGCAAUGGGAACUUUGUGGAGGCGAUGCCCAGCCCUGCCUGUCCUCACGGCCAUGAACUUUACCUCCUCGUAAACCAGCCUCACCCAGAACCCAUUGCUUAGUCUCUUGCAAGGGGAGCAACACGAAACCACAAAGCAUCACUGGACAACCAGAGGCUGCUGGAAAAACCCAUCUCCAUGGGCACAGAAUGCAAAACGUCGUUGACGGGCCUGGGUGCAGGAAGUGGGGAAGGGUGGCCAGACCCCAGGGUCCAUGGCACAGUGAAGUCCCUCCCGUCAGUCGGUACACACCUGUGCUCCUUCUCUGGGUCCUGUUCUGCUCAGCUGAUGUGAUUGAUAGAUACACCGCUUAGCUGAUGAUGCUCCGGCCCGCAGCUGUGACAGCCCAGCAGGCUACAGGGGACGGCACUGUCCCACAUUCGCUUCUGACUACUAUGGGGUAUGAUGGGCCCCCUCACCCUUCAUUAGAGGCCCCUGGGGUGACACUGACUGUCAGGCGAGGCAAAGGUGACUACUGGUCACCCCCAGGGUCAGACCAGCACCCCCUUUGGUUCUUCCCUGGCUCUCAGAACCAGAGACCCAGCAGCUGGCACCUCCAUGUGCUAAGGGCCUGCGGGAUGGAAACAACACGGUGGACAGAGGCAGGGCUCUAUGGAGCUCACCGGCAGGCGGAAAGGGCUGGGUUCCAAGGUCUGCACCCAGCACCGUGCUAGGUACCAACCACAGAGCGGCGAGCAAGCCAACGCCGACUCUGCUCUCCGGGAGCCCGUAUGUCCACGGGAGAGACAAGAGCGGACAGGUACACAGGGAAAUAUAGAAACAUGGUUGCACAGAGUGACAUCUUCCAGGAAGUACAGGGUGCUCUGAGGGGGAUGAGAGCGGGAAGGACUUCUUAAGAGGAAAACCCUCGGGCGCCUGGGUGGCUCAGUCGUUAGGCGUCUGCCUUCGGCUCAGGUCAUGAUCCCAGGGUCCUGGGAUCGAGUCCCACAUCGGGCUCCCUGCUCGGCAGGAAGCCUGCUUCUCCCUCUCCCACUCCCCCUGCUUGUGUUCCUGCUCUCGUUAUCUCUC